Oikopleura dioica is the source of this 888-nucleotide messenger RNA. Lineage: Eukaryota; Metazoa; Chordata; Appendicularia; Copelata; Oikopleuridae. The record is from the annotation of a GenBank genome assembly.
AUGGGUCGUGUCGCGACGAACGUAAAAAAUGAGUUUGUCGCUCUCACAAACGAUUAUAUCGACAAGAAGAUCAACAAGCACGCCAAAAAAGUCGCUUCCAAAGCGUACUCGAUGGCCAACAACUACCAGAGUGGCAAGCGACGUCGUGGAUCGCCUCAAUACUUUCGUCGCCGCUCGCCCAAUGGGUAUUACUAUGAUCAGCAGCGUCUUUCACCUUCUUCUCCAGAGGUCAAGAAGCAAAAACUGGCCAAAAAGUGCAAAAACACGGCGAUUCUUUUUGCUGAAAAGACAAAAGAAAUCAUUCGCGAAAUUGCUUCUGCGCCGCCGAAAAUGGCAACAGCGUUUUCUUUUGGCCCGUAUGAGGCCAGAUUCGCGCUCUGCCCAAAAAACACCAGUGAGGCGGAUGCGAUUCCAUCCCUGCGUGAAAUCACUCAUGCAAUUGAGACUCAGGAUGGUGAUCGGCCGAUGAUCAUUCCAAACAAGGGGAUUUUUUUCCCGUUUCAUCUUUUCACUACGCGAAAAAUGAACAUGGAGCCCCUCUUGCCAGCAAUUGGAGAAUCAUCCGAGUAUCAUGCGGCGGCAAAUACUCGUCGAUCAAUUACCUACCCUCCAGCUAACAACAACUCCGUCGAGGAUGAUCAAGAGGUGGCUCACGAGGAGGUGAUGAUGGUGGAGACGUUGCCGCUGCCGAAAAUCAGACACCUCUCGUCUUCGGACAAUGACUCGGAAAUCGAGUUCAACAAUCCAUUGCUCCGCCGCCGCUCGAUCGCCGCUCCACCCGCUCGACCACCUCCACCUGCUGCUGCUGCUGCUGCUGCUGGCAAGACACCAAUUCAGCGAGAGCAGCGCCGCCGAUCUGCAAUGAAAAGCCGCUCUGCAAGAAAGUAA